GAAAACAAAAUGGUGGUCAUGUGUCUGUAAGGUGAAUACGGCUUAUUCUGUAUCGAUAUUAUUAACUUAACAAUCUAAACGAGCCACUAGUUAGUUAGUCAUUCAUGAAAAGACACACGAUUGAACAUUUUAAGUGAUUAUUGAGAGGAUUUAAUGGAGUUUAUGCCAACAAAGAUGAGUGUUUGUAGCCUUGCCUGUUGAAGGGAGUACUUCUUUGGUAAAGGAUCAGAAGACUAUAACUUUUGAUUUAUAGAAGACGGAAAUAAUUGCUAGCUUGGAAUACAAUGCAAAUACAAAACGUGGAAGCUUUGAAGUCUUGGUUGACAGCACGACUGGAACCAAUAUGCGAUGCUGACCCUGCUGCAUUAGCCAAAUAUGUGGUGGCUUUAGUCAAGAAAGACAAAGCUCCUGAAGAACUCAAGCAUGUGUGUAUAGAUCAACUUGAGGUGUUUUUGUCAGAUGAAACAAACAAAUUUGUAGAAGUUUUAUUUGAGUCACUUGAAAGUCAAUCAUAUUUGCCUCCAUCAAUUGUGGAACCAACCAAAACACCAGAAAAAAUAAGAAAGCCAUCAGUGUCAGAUGAACUUAAUACCAGCAAGUUAUUAGCUGAUUCUUCAGUGCCUGAUGAUGAUGAACGAGAUUUCCGAAGAACAAGAAAAAAUACAGAUUCAAGUACCAGUUCUGGAACAAAAGAAUCCCAGACCACAGGCGAUAAAGGCAGAAAGAGAAGAGCUGAAGAUGAAGGUGGUAGAUUAGAUGAAGCUAAGGUUGCUAAAGAUGAACUUGGUGGCUCAAUACCAAAGAAACCAGACUCUGAUGACACGGAGGUGAAAAGAAAUGGAGGCUCACAGUCAAUCCCUACCAGUCAAGCAUCAAGAGAAAGUAGUACAAGAGAAAGAAGAUAUCAAAAUAGAAGGGAUUUUAACUCAAGAAGUGAUGAUGAAGGCAGAUUUAGAAGAGGUGGUGGGCCGCUUUGGAGCCAUCGAGGGCGUGGGUCCGAUAGGGGCCGUGAUGAGAGAUCUGGGCGUUUAAGGGAGCAUAGAGAAAGGGAUAGACAUUAUGAUGCAAAUCAAAGAUUUGGACACAGAGAAAGAGGCGGAAGAAACAGAUGUAGAGAUUAUGAAGAAAAAGGAUUCUGUAUCAUGGGAGAACUGUGUCCAUUUGAUCAUGGUAAUGACCCAGUCGUCAUCCAAGAUAUGCCGAUGCAAGGAAUGAUUCCAGGAUUUCCUCCUGCUGCACCCUUUAUCCCUGGAGGACCACAUCCUCUCAGUGGGUUACCUGUGCCACCACCUAUUCUACCCUCAGUACCUACAGCACCCCCAGUACAAGGACCUCCAAACCAACCACCACCCCCUGGAACCAUACCAAAGACAUCCGAAGGAAAAGACUCCCCUAAAGGUCAAAAGGCAGAUUCAUCUAAAGCUGGCUCUGAGAAAGAAACUGGACCAGGUCCUGGUCUUCCUGUAUCUAGUAUUCAACAACCCAUAGUCAGACCACCGCCGCCAGUUGUCAUGCCGAUUGAGAGACCACCAUUUAUUCCAAUGCAUAGACCUAGGCCACCUUUCCCUCCACCUGAAGAUUCUUAUAAUCCAGAGCAGCCUCAGUUUGAACGGUUUCCAGUAUGGAUGCGUAUUGGCACUCCAGGUCCUGGCAUGCCUCCUGUUCCUUAUAAUCCUGAUUUAGCUAUGAGAUCAAGAGAACUGGUCAAUGUUCCACCAAGCCAUUCACAACUGACUGUACAAGUGACUACAGACAAGCCCUCUGGAGAGAGCAACAGAGUUGUUAUUGGACCAGAAGCUGUAAAACAAGUAUCAGAACAAGACCAAUCCAAUAAUACUAAACCCAAAGCAGGCUGGAAGAGAUUCAAUGACACUAUUGAACUGAAAAAGAUACCAAGAGAAUUAAAUAACAUCACAAAACUCAAUGAACAUUUCCAAAAAUUUGGAAAUAUUGUCAAYAUUCAGGUUAAUGCAUUUGGUGAUAGUGAAGCAGCACUUAUCAAGUUCUCCAACCCGUCAGAAGCUAAAGCGGCAUAUAGCUGCCCUGACGCUGUACUUGGAAACAGGUUUAUACGUGUCUUCUGGCAUCAACCUGACAGAGAAAAUCAGCCAUCCUCCACCAAGGGUUCUGCUCAAGCAAGUGCAGAAGCUAAGAAGGUGCCUCAAAAACCAACAAUGUUCCAGAGUGGAAAAACCACUUUCGUAAGACAAGAAAAACCAGCCAUUACUGCCGUGACACCAGCAGCAACAGCAGCAACAACUGUAGCAACAUCUACAACAGUAACAGCACCAACAUCUGAAUCUAAAGAAAAACCAGCAACAGUAACAACAACUGCAACUUUAACUACAGCUACAACAACCUCCUCUACUACAACUAGUGUUGUAAGUACUCCAGCUACUGAGAUGAAAACAACUGUGCCACCAUCAAAGCAACAACAAAGACAGGAUAUAAUGAAGAAAAAACUUGAAAUUCAAAAGCAAAAGCAAGAACUCCUUGACAAGCAAAUUCAGCAGCAAAAGCUUCUUAUUUCUAAACUUGAAAAGAAAAACCUUUCAGCUUCAGAGAAAGAGGACAUAAUGAAGACCUUAAAAUCUUUAAGCAAGAACAUAGAAGGCAUCAAAAAAGAGAUUGAAUUGGCUGCAAUGACUGCAAAGUCCAAACAGAGUCCAUCGCAAGCAAGAGAGCUGGCCAAAAAGGCUAUUCUUGAUCAAGAACUGGACCUCAUAACUUAUCAACACAGUGGUGAAGACACAUCAGAACUGAAGAAAAAAGUAGAGGAACUCAAACAAGAGGCCAAGUCCUUGGGUCUUUUUGAUGCUCCUGCCAAAGGAAGAGGCAUCAGUCUCCUAAGAGGACGAGGGAUUAGCUAUCCAAGAGGACGUGGACAAGGAAGAGGGCGUGGCAGAGGGCAUGCUAUGCAGAGUGCAAGAGUCUGGACAAAAGAGAGUGCAGCACUGGAUAUGAAUUUAAAGCAGCUUUGUGUAGCCAAUGUUAAACCAGAAGACAAAGAAACCAUUAUUGAGCACUUUAUGGAAUUUGGUAAUGUGGAUCGUGUUGAGUAUGAAAAAGACAAGAGUAACCUGACCUUAACAUUCAGGACAAAAAAAGAAGCUGAAAUUGCCUUCAAAGCUAAGAAGCUCAAAGACAGAAUGCUAGAAUUAUCCUGGAAAGAGCUGCCUGUUCCUACUCCUGUUGUUACAACAUUGCCAAUUACACCAACAGCAUCCACACCAGCACCACGAUCUCGUAGCUCAACCUUGAGCUCUAGCAAGCUAGAUGAAGAGCUAGCCCUGGAUCUUGAAGGGGAAUUGGAAAAACAUGAAUUGGACCAUGAUGAAGAUGAUGAAGCAUUGUUGCUCGGUGAUGACCUCGAUGAAGAAGAAGAAGACGAAGAAGACAGAUCAUGGAGAAGAUAACUAGCUAAUCAUCAUCUGCCAAUCCGCCAUGAAACAAAGUGAUUUUUAGAUAUGUUGAUAAGUUUCUUAACCAGUGUGUAACACUCUGUGACUGCAAAGCAGAGGUGCUUGCUUGUAUUCAUUAUUAAGUAGUUUUGACAUUUAAUAUUUUAGUAGCUUGGCUGAUCAUUAAGUUAAUCCUUAGCUUAUACUACCUGGGAUGAUUGAUUAAGUAGGAAAUACUUUAACUCCAAGCUUCAAGUAUUCCAAACUGUAACUACGUUCUACUAAAUCAGUCAGUGCACGGACUGUGUAUCCCAGUUGUAAUAGUCACAAUGGUGAUGAUACACCUUUAUUCAUUAGUUAUCUGUAUUUUAGAAUAUGAUUGUAAAGUUACUGUAAUAUUGGACAUUGAAAAACAUCAAAAGAAAAAGUGAAUAAAAGAAAAACAGAGAGAGUGUGAUGACAAAAGAACAUUACUAUAAAAGAUGGUAUGAAAAGAAGCCACUUGCUCUUACUGAGGCAAAAAAUAUUACUGACUACAAAAAAAAAAAAAA
This is a messenger RNA of Actinia tenebrosa (Australian red waratah sea anemone), 3952 nucleotides long. Its product is annotated as RNA-binding protein 26. The record is from RefSeq and is a predicted model, not a curated record. Gene Ontology annotation, molecular function: RNA binding; metal ion binding. Gene Ontology annotation, cellular component: nucleus. Lineage: Eukaryota; Metazoa; Cnidaria; Anthozoa; Actiniaria; Actiniidae.